AAAAUGUGUACAAUACCGGCGACAGCAGUGUUUAUUAACCACAAUAUGGACAAUCAGCGGCAAUGAAGAAACCUGACCUCCGGAAGACUUGCGCCAGAAUUCAAACCGAAAACUCUUGGACGGGCAAUUCUGGUUCGAGAAAUUUGGUCAACCCGCCCCAAAAUAAGCUACAACCACAAAACCCCAGGAGAAGCCUUCGGGGUUUCGUUUUGCUAGAAAAACUCCAGGCUUUUCCGAACCCUGACGUUAACAUCACUAAGGGUUUCUACGGUUUACUUAUUUUGGAAUUGAUACCGCAUAUUAGUUUUAAAAACUGUAGCGUUAUUAUUUGUCAGAGCGGUAGGAGGGAUACUUGGGAGGGUAAUGUUUGUACAUUUAGUUCGUGAUGUGCUCAGAACGUAAGAUUAUAUCAUAAGUCAAGAAUUAAAAUUUUGAUACUAAUGGUUGAGACGACAAAUUCUUUGGUAAACAUCCGCUUAAACUGUAUAAGUUUACAUUUAAAAAUAGAAACAAGUUGUAAGAGAGCAGUCAGUCAAAACCAGCGGAAAGGUAAAUAUGUAAGUAAUGCCUGUGUAAAUAUUCACGGGUAAAGCUGAAGAUUACUUAGCUAAUUGCUAUUUACUCAACUAAAUACAUACUUAUGUAUGUGCUUAUAAUUAACUGUUUGGCGUAUCAUUGUGUUUAAUUAUUGGUAAGUAAAUGAAAUGAAAGGCACGUGUACAAACAUACCUGAAUUCUACUUUUGUAACCAUAUUUAGUUUUGAUGUUGACAACAGUGCAUUUAGUUAUUCCGCACCCGUUAUCUUCAUGUAUACCGGACAAUUUCUGCCCUUUGUAAUUCAACACUUCAAGUUCGCCAGGCUCGUUGGCAGCAUAGCUUUCAAAUUUGACGCUAAAACUGGGAAAUUUGUUCCAAUCAAAUGCCAAAAGCGAGUACUUGCCUCGCAAAUCCAAUACAUUAUCACAUUAAUGUACGUGGGCUUGCUUUUCCACAGUCUUGGUGGCCUCCCAGUUAUAAAAAUUCUUCAAGGAUUUCCGAUUUUACUUGUAUUCGUGCUGAUGCUGUCUGCAGGAUCCAAUGUGAGCGUGGACAUGGCGCCUGUACAAAUAAUCAACUCGAUCCUCAACUUCGAAAAAAAUCUUCUUAAAGCUGGCGAAAGUGUCGAAACAUUCCUCGAAGCAAAUGUGAUGUACUUCUACCUCUUCUUGGUCAACUUCACCGCAUUCAUCAUGCCUUUCGCUGUGAUCGCCCUGCUGAUAAUGGAACCUUGUACACCGCCCUUCCUGCUCUCGACGAUCCAUUGUACUGAAUUAUCUUGUCGCAAGAUGUCGCCGCCAGCGGAAAUAGUCGUGGUCUUGUUUGAAGCAUGGAUGGCGUUGCAAAUGUCCACAUCUGGAACGACGUGGGGUUUCUGCAUCUUGUUUCCAGGAAUUGUCGCGAUUCUCGACUACUUUCAACUUUUGAAAAGCUUAGUGUAUGAAAUUAAGGGUUAAAAUGCUUAAUGGAUUGGUUUAUGUGGAAAUCAAUCAGACUCAAAGUUUAUUUAUAUCAGGAUUUGUGCAUCCAAGUUCGUAAAUAUAAAUGUCCCUUUUUGUGUGAGCAAUAUUUUUGUUUGCUAAUUGCACUUAAACAAUUUUUUCUAUUAAACAUUUAAAACCACCUUUGUACAUGUGAAUUUUAACAGUAGAAGGGUGGUGAGUCAACCAUAUGAAAAUAACGUACCGUAAAAACUCAAAUAGUAGCCGGGGGCUACUAUUUAAAAAAUUGGUGGCUGGAACCCGGCUACUAUUUGAGCAAGGCUACUAAUUGGGCAGGGUCACUAUUUAUAAAAUGACGGAAAGAUGCCCGGCUACUAUUUGCACACAGCUAUUGAAUUUUGUUUCCAGAAUCAAGCUCAAAUUUAAUUUUAAUCACAACACCAAUUUCUCCCCUAGAAUCGCAGUCUAUGACAAUACUAUUGUUUAAAUCUGCUCUUAAUUAAUUUCUUCGAUGAGCCGAAUCUCGUGUUCACUACGAUUUUUUGUAUGUAAUUGCGAUUAAAUUGAAUUAAAAUUGAAUUAAUUAAAUGACCUGGCUAGGAGAUGUGUGGUUAAGUUGAUGCACAGCUAUAAUUCAAAUAAGGCUACUAUUUGAGUAGGGCUACUAUUUGGG
This is a messenger RNA of Folsomia candida, 2152 nucleotides long. RefSeq lists its product as uncharacterized. The transcript is spliced from 4 exons. Lineage: Eukaryota; Metazoa; Arthropoda; Collembola; Entomobryomorpha; Isotomidae. Bases 808 to 1494 code for a protein of 228 amino acids. The record is from RefSeq and is a predicted model, not a curated record.